Molecule: messenger RNA, 2716 nt
Organism: Pseudomyrmex gracilis
Lineage: Eukaryota; Metazoa; Arthropoda; Insecta; Hymenoptera; Formicidae
Gene: Cdk5alpha
Product: cyclin-dependent kinase 5 activator 1
Exons: 4
Coding region: 1616-2689 (357 amino acids)
Biological process (GO): positive regulation of cyclin-dependent protein serine/threonine kinase activity; activation of protein kinase activity
Cellular component (GO): protein kinase 5 complex; cytoplasm
Molecular function (GO): protein kinase binding; cyclin-dependent protein serine/threonine kinase activator activity
Source: RefSeq, a predicted model, not a curated record
GACCGUUAGCAAAACUCGCCGCGCGACGAAGAGAAACAGUUCGCCUGCCGACGGAGUCACUCAUUUAGUUUUUUCCAUUCGGUGAUUUUCAGAGGAAGUGCGCGCGUUGUGUUUGUUGUCAGCGACCCGCAAAGUGAAGCUACCCCCCCAAUAUACGCACGUCGUUUGCAGAGAUCCUACGAGUGCAAUCUCGAAGUGAUUUCGAAGCCGCAUCAAAACAUCGGAUUCGACAAGGCAACGAGCGUAAAAAAAAUAACAAAAUCUUGGGAGAUCGACACUGGCAAGGAAGAGCAUCAGUAGUUGGUAGUUCGAGACGUGAUCGAGUCUUAAAUUUAAAAAACAAGAAGAGAUCCGAGAUAUUUCUGGACCACGUCGCCGUGAUCCGAUUGCGAGAUCAAGAGUGCGAAAAAAGAGUGCAUCGAGAGUGCGACCUGAGAAAGUGUCUACAGCUGUCGAGGGAGCAAGCAGAUACGACACACGCGGAGGUCAGGAGUUUGGAAUAUCGAGUGGUCUCGGUGCGUCGCUCCAGUGUUUUCGUUUUACCUGACCCAUCCUCCCUCCGAGAGACGGAGGGUGGUAAAGCAUCGAUCGCACGCCAUUUUGCGCGACGGCCGACAUCUUUUGCGCGUAUCGACGACAUCUUGCCGCGUGAUAUCUUCGGCGAUACGGAAGAUACAGAGACUGUGCAUCUGUGAGGACCUAACGUUAAGUGAAAGGAACAAAAUAUAAACUCGCGUGUCUCUAUUUCUCCGAGUACGUCUCGUGUUUGUUCACUCGUUAGUCAUUGUCGAGAACCGCCAUAUUUUUUUUGACGCUCUCCCCCAGCGGAGAGGUUAUCGCGAAAUUUUGCUUAGUCCAAUAAGAAGAUACAAGAAGUUUGGCAGAGAAAAGGGAAACACGUUCCACAGCGCGGGAAGAAGGAAUAGUAGUGUCCUUCAAGUCGAAAGCAGAAAUCAGCAGGCUGGGAGGUCGGUUGAGCGAGGUGGUGGGUCCCGUCGUGGAGGAGGCCAUUGAGCCAGGGGAUGCGACCCCGCUGACGGGACCCCCGAGGGAGUCCUCGGUUCCUCGAGUACCCCCGCCACCGCCGCGACGUGUCACUACACCGAGUCCGCCAAGACCACCGCCCGCCACGUCCCAUAAUCCGGGACAUCAGUCCCACAAUCCCGGGCAUCGUAACUCGAACCACUCGCCCCAUAACCCGGGCAAUCCCGGUCAUAACCCCGGUCAUAACCCAGGUCACAACCCAGGUCACAACCCAGGUCAUAACCCAGGCCACAACUCAGGUCACAAUCCAGGCCACAACCCGGGCCACAAUCCGGGGCACAAUCCGGGGCACAACCCGGGACACAACCCGGGACACAACCCCGGUCACAAUCCUGGUCACAAUCCCGGAAAUCCGGGAAAUCACCAGAACCCCGGCGGCCAGCCGACUCAAAAUCCCGGCAAUCCAAAUAGUCCGGGACGGGAGAACGUGAGUCGCCAAUCGCAAAAUCCAACUCAUCCGACACAAAGCGGACGGGAACAACCCCAACAGCAGCAGCAGCAGCAGCAGCAACAGCAACAACAGCAACAAGCUCAACUGCAACAUCCGCAUCUGGAACAGCGUAGCCACAGCAUGGGGACUGUAUUAUCGUUUAGUCCGCGGGAUCGCCGUUACCCGGCGGCGGGACAUCAGCAUUCCGUGGACUUUACGCUGAACAAUUUCAAUUACGAACAGCUAAACAACGCGAAGAAUCGCGAGAACAAGAGCAGCGUUGCCACAGUGGCGCCGGCGCCACCCACGAAUCAUCCACCGACCAAUAACAACUCGCUGCAGAACAAUAACAUUAAUCUAAACAACAACGACAACGCAAGAAUCAUUUCGGAGAAGAACGCCCUGGAGAAGAAUCUCAAGAAACACUCGCUGUUUAUAAAUGCCCUGUCGUGGAAGCGGUUCAGUACAACGAACAACAACAAGAAAAAACUCGACAACAAGAACAAAAACAUUUCCUUCAGGCAGCCACUCGAUAAUAUACCUAUCGUUGAUAAGAAUAAAAAUAUACAAACGCCGCAGACAAAGCCACCGGCGUCGAACAAUAAUCAUACCACGCACAAUCCGACGUGUGAGAAAUUGGUGCAGAAGCCUCUGCCUCCUGGACCAAGAAAAACCGUCAUCCAGGCCUCCACCUCGGAAUUGCUCAAGUGCCUCGGUGUCUUCCUGCACAGGAAAUGCACCCGCUUAAGGGACUUCCAGGCCGGCGACGCUGUUAUGUGGCUCAGAACUGUCGACAGAAAUCUCCUGCUUCAAGGUUGGCAGGACGUACCCUUCAUAAACCCUGCCAACGUAGUGUUCGUGUACAUGCUGGUGAAAGAGCUCGUCGACGGGGACGAAGCGUCCGAGAAAGAGCUUCAGGCGACGGUGCUGACAUGCCUUUAUCUGAGCUACAGCUACAUGGGCAACGAGAUCAGCUACCCGUUAAAGCCGUUCCUCAUCGAAGACAGCAAGGACAAGUUCUGGGACCGAUGCCUCCUGAUCGUCAACCGACUCAGCUCUGAGAUGCUGCGAAUCAACAGCGAGCCCGGAUUCUUCACGGAGAUCUUCUCCGAACUGAAGGCCUGCGGUGCCGGCGAGCGCGGAAGUCUGUCUGGUAACGGCCUCGAACGGAGCCUCGUCGUCUCCGGAGUCGCGGUACCCACCAAGGCAGCUUGACGGAGCUACACACACCUGCUGGUACGC